GCAGGCUGUAUUUUCAUGUUUCUGUCCUCUCAGGUUCAGGAGUAUCGAGAAGCUCUGGAAGGUAUCAUGAUCAAACAAAAAGAUGGGGUACGGCUGCUGCCUGAACUCUAUAGUGUUCCUCCAGAUAAGGUGGAUGAAGAGUAUGUUAAUCCACACACGGUGGAGAGGAUCCCAAUGGGAAAGUGCCCUCUGAAGUGGGGACAGUCCCUUUAUGUCCUGGGCAACCUUUUGGCAGAGGGUUUUUUGGCUCCUGGUGAAAUAGACCCUCUAAACCGCAGGUUCUCUACCAUCCCUAAACCAGAUGUUGUUGUACAAGUGUCCAUCCUUGCUGAGAAUGAGGAUAUUAAGGCACUCCUGCAGAGGAAUGGGAUUGAUGUGGAGACAGUGGCAGACAUCCACCCCAUCAGAGUGCAACCAUCUCGAGUUCUCAGCCAUAUUUAUGCUAGACUAGGUAGGAAUGAGAGACUGGGGCUGACCGGCAGACCUUACCGUAGGAUUGGAGUGUUGGGAACCUCCAAGCUGUACAUCGUCCGCAACACCAUCUUUAGCUUCACACCUCAGUUCAUAGAUCACCAGCAGUUCUAUCUGGCCCUGGACAACAAGAUGAUUGUGGAAAUGUUGCGCACUGACCUGUCUUACCUAUCUUCUCGCUGGAGGAUGACUGGCCGUCCUACCGUAACCUUUCCCAUUUCCCAGACCAUGCUUAACAAUGAACACACAGACUUGGACCCUGCUGUGCUGGCUACCCUUAAGAAGCUACAGGAUGGCUAUUUUGGAGGGGCACGGAUCCAGACGGGCAAGUUAUCUGAGUUCCUGACCACUUCUUGUUGUGCUCAUCUGAGCUUCCUUGAUAGUGGUAAGACACGCUCCAAUAGGGGCUUGGAUGAAGAUGAUGAUGUUGAGGACGGCUACUUUAGAGGUGCUGUGCAUGACCUGAGCUUCAAUGAUGAUACAGAUGAUCUAGCACAAUACCUAGACCAGCUGUUGACUGCAGCGGUGCCUCAGCAGGGGCUCAGAGUCGAGGCACAGGCAAAAGGGCUGAGUCGCUUCAAGGCUGCAGCCACUAAGACACUUGAGAUGGUGUCUCUCAUGAACAAAGCCAAGGAGCUUCAAAUCCACAAUGUGCACAUGUAUCUUCCCAGUAAGCUUUUCCACUCCCCUCAGCCUGCGCUUAAUCUAAAAGAUUUCAAGGGACCACUCACGAGUCAUAGUCCAGAGGAGCCCUUUUCCUCUGAGUGUAACCUGCCACUGGACACUCAUGGUGGCAUUGACUACAGUGGUUUAGUCCAGGUGCUUAAAGAGACUCAGAGCCUUCAUGACCAGGCGGACAUCCUCUGCAUCCUUUUCAAAGACAACUUUCUGACAAAUUCCAUUCAGGAGAUCAUAGUGUACCUAGCAAUGAUCAUCAGAACACAGCCCAGUUUGUUCAGUGAGAUGUUUCGGCUGAGGAUUGGCCUCAUCAUUCAAGUUAUGGCAACUGAGCUGGCCCAGUCUCUAAACUGCUCAGGUGAGGAGGCAACUGAGAGUCUGAUGAAACUGAGUCCUUCUGAGUUGAAGAAUCUUCUCCACCACAUUUUGAGCGGCAAAGAAUUUGGUGUUCAGAGAAGUGUUCGUUCAGUUGAACCCGGUACCAGUCCUGUUAUCUCCAUCCAUGAAGUUGGAAAUGUUGGUGCUACCAAGAGUGAGCGUGCGGGCAUCAGCAAACUGAAGAGUGACAUGAAGAUGCUGGAAGAUCUCCGAUUGUCAUGGUCACUCCAAAGUAAGGUGAUGUGUCUCAUGAGCUGUGACUCAGUCUCAUGUAAUGGUCUAAUCUCUAAGUUCUCUGUGCUAAUUUGUGACUUACAGAGGUACCGGAUGCCUUCAAUUGAUGCAUCUGACAGCUCAAUCAGUGUUGGUGCGUCGCGGGACAGCCGGCAGGGGCAGUGGCUGCGCAGAAGAAGGCUUGAUGGUGCGCUCAACAGAGUUCCUGUAGGCUUCUAUCAGAAAGUCUGGAAGAUCCUGCAGAAGUGUCAUGGCCUUUCAAUAGAAGGCUUUGUGCUCCCAUCUUCUACCACAAGAGAGAUGACCCCGGGUGAGAUUAAGUUUGCGGUACAUGUGGAAAGGGUGCUGAACCGUGUGCCUCAGCCUGAAUAUAGGCAGCUGCUGGUCGAAGGGAUCCUGGUACUUACAAUGCUGGCUGAUGUGGACAUUCAAAGCGUUGGCAGCAUCAUCCACAUAGAGAAGAUUGUUCACAUUGCCAAUGACUUGUUCUUCAAGGACCAGAAGGAUUUUGGUGCAGAGGACAGUAUUUUAGAAAAGGAUUUCUCUACGGGAAUCUGCCGGCUCCUAUAUGAUACUGCACCCAGCGGUCGCUUUGGCACCAUGACUUACCUCUCUAAAGCUGUGGCUACCUACGUCCAGGACUUCCUGCCUAGUGGCGCCUGUACUGUACAGUGAUACCAUGAAGUUUUUAAAUAGUAUCGUUUUUAUUGUACAGAGGAAGAGACCACUAUUUUAGAGCAGUUAUUUAGGUGUUUGUGUGAGUUUGAGUGUGAAAGCAAAAUCUGCAACUGUUUUGAACAAGAUUGAAUAAACUUGAACAAAUGCUUUGGUAGUUCACAGUUUGAUGGUGUUGUCAUUCAGUAGUCCUAAUAUAGGUUUUCCAUCAGUGUAGCUCCAUAUUUAAUUUUUGACAGGAGUGAA
Messenger RNA from Sinocyclocheilus grahami, 2682 nucleotides. RefSeq names its product phosphorylase b kinase regulatory subunit alpha, skeletal muscle isoform-like. Bases 16 to 2436 code for a protein of 806 amino acids. Gene Ontology annotation, biological process: glycogen metabolic process. NCBI's taxonomy places the organism in Eukaryota, Metazoa, Chordata, Actinopteri, Cypriniformes, Cyprinidae. Gene Ontology annotation, molecular function: calmodulin binding. The record is from RefSeq and is a predicted model, not a curated record. The transcript has 20 exons. Gene Ontology annotation, cellular component: phosphorylase kinase complex.